GGCGCCGAUCAAUACGCGGGGCCUUGAGAUUUGGGUCAGUCGGGAGGCCACUCGGAAAGUCAGGUCCGACCAUGAUCGACCCCAGCUCGUCCGAGGAGGAAAGCGACGACGAAAAGCGGCACCAGGACAAGGAGCCGCAGCACCAGCGCCAGCACCACCAGGACCUGCGCCACCAGCCGCAGGCAGAGCGGCCCUCCGCCUCCAAUGCCAGCAGGAAUGCUUCGCCUGCCGUGUCCACUUCUCACCAUCACCACCACCAUCAAGACACGCUCAAUGUCAGCACCGGGAGCGCCAGGGGGUCGUCGCAGCCCCGGCCCACCAGCCCGAGCCCCUCCAUGGUCAGCGAAAAGACUGAGCAGGAACUUCAGCAGAUAACGCCGGAGCAGGCGGAGGAGGACCGCAAACGGCGCAUCCAGCUGUACGUGUUCGUGUGCCGCUCGGUGGCGUAUCCGUUCAACGCGAAGCAGCCGACCGACAUGACCCGGCGGCAGGUCAAAAUCACCAAACAGCAACUGGAGACGAUCCAGGGCCGCUUCCAGGCGUUCAUCAAGGGCGACACGCAGAUCAUGGCCGACGAGGCGUUCCAGAACGCCAUCGCCAACUACUACGACAUCUUUCUCAAGUCGGAACGCGUGCUCAAGAUGGUGCAGGCCGGCGCCUUCUCGCAGCACGACUUCCGCGAGGUCUUCAAGAACAACAUCGAGAAGAGGGUCAGGUCACUGCCCGAGAUCGACGGCCUGAGCAAAGAGACGGUGCUAACUUCUUGGAUGGCAAAGUUCGAUUGCAUCUUCAAGGGCGACGACGACGCCAAGCGGCCGGGUCGAAUGCAGCAGCAGCUGAAUAGUGAAAUGAUCCUCUCCAAGGAGCAGCUUUACGACAUGUUCCAGCAGAUUUUGGGCGUCAAGAAGUUUGAGCACCAACUCCUGUUCAAUGCCUUGCAGCUCGACUCGAUCGACGAGCAGGCUGCCGCGAUCCGGCGCGAGCUGGAUGGUCGGAUGCAGAAAGUGGCCGAGAUGGAAAAGAACAGAAAGCUGAUGCCAAAGUUUGUGCUCAAGGAAAUGGAGUCACUGUACAUUGAAGAGCUCAAAGGGUCGAUCAACACUCUGAUGGCCAACCUGGAGAACGUGCCCGUGUCCAAAGGCACCGCCGACUCGAAAUACGGCCUCAAACUGAAACGAUACAACCACAGUCGGCGAAGAAGCUCAAUUUUAAGGUCACAAGGCUCCCUGGCCAAACUCGAAGGAGACUCUGCAGACAGUGACACCCAGCUGACCAAGAUGGAUGUUGUCCUCACCUUCCAACUUGAGGUUGUGGUGCAAGAAGUGAAAGGGCUGAAGAGUUUGGCGCCGAACCGCAUCGUCUACUGCACCAUGGAGGUGGAGGGAGGAGAAAAAUACCAGACGGACCAGGCCGAGGCGUCCAAGCCCAUGUGGGACACGCAGGGCGACUUCACCACCACGCACCCCCUACCCUCGGUCAAGGUCAAGCUGUACACCGAAAACCCUGGCAUGCUUGCCCUCGAAGACAAAGAGCUGGGAAAGGUGCUGCUGAAGCCGACGCCGGUGUCGUCGCGGGCGCCUGAGUGGCACAAGAUGACGGUGCCGAAGAAUGCCGCCGAUCAGGACCUGAAAAUAAAAAUCAUCUGCCGAAUGGACAAGCCGCUGAACAUGAAGCACUGCGGCAUGCUCUACGCCGUCGGCAAGUCGGUGUGGAAGAAGUGGAAAAAGCGGUACUUCGUGCUGGUGCAGGUGUCGCAGUACACGUUCGCCAUGUGCAGCUACAAGGAGAAGAAGACCGAGCCUUCUGAGAUGAUGCAACUCGACGGAUACACCGUCGACUACAUCGAGCCCGCGAGUGCCAAUUUGAUGGUUGGAAUGGACCUGGUUGGGGGGCAGUUCUUUUUCAACGCGGUCAGAGACGGGGACAGCGUUCUCUACGCUUGUGAUGACGAGAACGAGAGCCACCUCUGGGUGAUGGCCAUGUACAGAGCGACUGGCCAGGCGCACAAACCCACCCCUCCCAUCAACAUUGCUGGGAAAAAUUCGACAAUCUCAAAAAUUCAAGGAGACGCCGACAGAGCUAGAAAGCACGGGAUGGAGGAGUACAUUUCGGCCGACCCUUGCAAAUACGACCACGCAGGAAGCUUCAAAACCCUUCAGACCUCUGCAUUAGAUUACCGCCUAAAUGACCCUUAUUGUUCCUUGGGCUGGUUCAGCCCUGGCCAGAUUUUCGUUCUGGACGAGUACUGCGCGCGGUACGGCGUGCGCGGCUGCUUCCGCCACCUGUGCUACCUGAGCGACCUUCUGGACCGCGCCGAAAAGGGCGUGAUGAUCGACCCGACCCUGAUGCACUACAGUUUCGCCUUUUGUGCCAGCCACGUGCACGGCAACAGCGCCGAACUGGUCGAGGACAGUACGGCCGUGGGCAGGCCGGACGGCGUUGGCACCGUCACGCACGACGAGAAGGAGAAGUUCCAGGACGUCAAGGAGCGGCUUCGGGUCCUGCUCGAGCACCAGAUCACCAACUUCCGCUUCUGCUUUCCCUUCGGCAGGCCUGAGGGCGCCCUCAAGGCCACCCUCUCCCUCUUGGAAAGGGUGCUGAUGAAGGACAUUGUGACGCCGGUGCCCCCUGAGGAGGUGCGAGGGAUGAUCAAGAAAAGUCUGGAAACCGCGGCGCUCGUCAACUACGAGCGUCUCUCGAAAGAGGCCAAAAUCGACGGUGGCAACCCCGAGCAGAUGCCUCUGAAUGAUGACGGGACGGAGGUGGCGAUUCCGCCGGGCAAGCGGCUCGAGGACCUGAUCCACCUGGCCGAGCUGUGCGUCGAUUUGCUGCAACAGAACGAGGAGCACUACGCGGAGUUCGGACAGGACAAAGCGUUCGCGUGGUUCAGCGACCUGCUGGUGGAGCACGCCGAGAUCUUCUGGUCCCUCUUCGCCGUGGACAUGGACCAGGUGCUGGCCGAACAGCCGCCCGACACCUGGGACUCGUUCCCGCUCUUCCAGAUCCUCAACGACUAUCUCCGCAUGGACGACAAUUUGAAGAACGGCAGGUUCCACUCUCACCUGAGGGAGACGUUCGCGCCGCUGGUGGUGCGCUACGUCGACCUGAUGGAGUCAUCGAUUGCGCAGUCGAUCCACAAGGGCUUCGAGAAGGAGCGCAACGGCUGCGCCACCUCGGAGGACCUCUUCUGGAAGCUGGACGCCUUGCAGUCGUUCAUCCGGGACCUGCACUGGCCGGACGCCGAGUUCCGCCAGCACCUGGAGCAGCGGCUCAAACUCAUGGCCUGUGAUAUGAUCGACUCGUGCAUUCAAAGGACGGAAUCGUCUUUCCAGUCGUGGCUCAAAAAGGGCUUCACUCUCAACUCGACCGACUACAUCGUCGCGUCCGAGAUGUGCGGCAUGAUCAACGUGAUUCUCGACGCAAAGAAUCAGUCUUUCAAAUUGUGCGCCGUUGACGGCGUUGACGUGCAUCAAUACCACACAAAGAUCGACGACCUGAUCGAACGCACGUCGCUGGCGAUGACGCAGGGGCUGAUCAACAAGCUGGUGUCCGUGCUGGAGAACACGCUGUCCAAGUUGUCGCGCUACGACGAGGGCAGCCUGAUCGGCUCGAUUCUCAGCUUCACCCAAAAGGUCAACCUGAAUGUGAACGUGUCUGGCUCGGGAAAGGAGAUGGGACAGGCGUACGUCAGCUUUGAGCGCAACAACGUCGACCAGAUCCGCAGCAAGGUCAACGACGAGCUCUGGAUCCUCAACUUCUUCGAGUUGUGGUACACUGGACAGAUCCAGUUGCUGUGCAACUGGCUGGGCGAGCGUCUGGACCACAGCCUGCACCCGUACCAGUGCACGUGCCUCGCGCAGGUGGUCAAGAAGCUGUACUCGGACUUUGAGCUGCAAGGCGUCACCGAGGACAAGCUCAACUCCAAGACCUACCAAACCGUUUCGCAGCGCAUGCAAACCGAAGAGGCCACCUGCGCACUCACCGCCGGCUCCUCUAGGGACUACGAUGGCGCUGAAGGUUACCCCGAGACGGGCAUCGACGACGACGGUGAGCGCGGCAAGCCAAAGGUGACGAUCCGCGAGACGCUGGGCGGCGAGGACGGCAACGUGGUGGCCAAGGUGCAGAACCUGACCACCAACGUGGUCGGCAAAAUGGGCGGCAUGCUGGGCAAGGGCCUGGGCGGCAUGGCCGGCAAGUUCGGAGGGCCCAGCAGUUGGUUUUAGUGCCUGCCUUGUACAGUUAUUUCACAAAGUUUGUUACUCGGCCUUUGAGCAACACCAACGGGCCCUUGUUCUGUAAAUACGCGAUCCACACACACACACACAUACACACACACUCACUGAUUGAUUGAUUGAUUACAAGUAUAUUAUACGAGACUUAAAAAAGAAAGGCAUUAUACCGCGCGAUAUAUCGACGAAAAUUAUAUUCUAUAUUAUUACGAUUGUUGUUUGGUUGGUUAGCGCGGGUGAUCGAGGCGCAAAUUCAUGAUCUCUGACACUCGCAACGCCCGCUCCUCGGCCUUCUCCGAAGCGCGAAAGCUCCAGCUCAACACAUUGUUUGCUGUAAGCCUAUUUCAUUGUUGUCCACACGUUUCUUUUGGUCAUAAAACAAACACACGACGAUGAGCGAGACCGGAAUGAGUGGGUUGUUUCUAUAGCGAAAGCAUUUUUGAAAUAUAAAUUACGCUGUUGAAAUCUUUGUAGCUUCCAUGCUUGGCAGAGAAUAUUUUGUACUGAUAGGUGUCAUUUUUAAGAACCCGCGUACGUUUCAUAUCAAAGUGCAUGUGUUUUUGAGAAAAAAAGUGCUUAUAAAAAUAUAUAAAUAUCCGCCCUUUCGAUUUUUCUAUAAUAAAUAACAACUCUGUGAGACUGCAUUUGAGGCGUGACGUGUGUGUUUCAAAUUCUGUGUCAAAAACGAACCCACAAAAUAUUGGAUCGCUCAAAAUCGAGCUGGAGAGCGUCUUUCCGCUAAUUUUGCUCCCGUCUUUACACAUUUCUGUGUCUGUCCAGAGACGUGGGUGGAUUGUGUCUAGUCAUGUUGUAGCGUGUCCAUCUCACCGACUCUGGUGUGAAUUCAUAAAUUCGUGCAAAUAGUCGCUUUAGGGAGGCAUAUUCGGAGGCGGCCGAGGAGGACCGGACAGCGGCCACGGGUGGCUAAAAAUCUAUUAUACAAAUUGUACAUAAGCUAGUUUCUCUCUGUCUGUCUAUAACUCCUCGAGACGUAAAAAAACAUAACACAACGUUGUUUCAAUACCGACGACACACGCUAAGAGUACGCUGUACCACAUUGUUAGUCCACGUAUAUCUCUUUCUCUCUUCUCUAUUUCUCAUGGAUCUCUAGCAAACAGUAUCAAAAUGGAUUGAGGAGCUGGAGAAGCGCUCCAGAAGUGUGCAAAGAAUAUUUUUAAAAUUAACAUUUAAUUUUAAAAGACCCUCCAGAUAGGAUGGGUCUUUUUUAACAUUCCAACCCCAUGCUUAUAUUCCAAUUUCCAAGUAUUCUAAAUCAAUUCACAUAGUCAUGAAUUAAAGAUGAAAAAAGUAUUUAACUUUUAAUAAAAACGACGCUCUAUCAUGAUUGAUUCAUAUAUAAAUUUUUAAUCGGUGCAUGCAAGUAAUCAAUUGAAUGUGCUCCACCUUUAUUGAUUUUAUCCUGGAAAAGCCAUCUCCUCAAUCCACGCACUGAGAAAAACGUCACACACGAGAGUUGAUAGUUCUCAUCUCGGUGACAACGGCCGCGCGUAAUGAGCGGUAAUUGGCCCCAAUUGGCCCGGCAGACGAUUCCAGCGUCAGGCCGAUCGCGUGACUUAAUUAUAAAGUAUAUUCACACACGACCGCGUAUGUCGAGUUCGGAAAGCAGCAAAUAAUGCCAGAAUUAAGAAAAGAAAAACCAAUAAUCCGCCAGCUUGCCCACCACGACCGAAAAGGGAAAUAAUGGAAUAAAAUAUGUCGAGGAGGAAAAUGUACCAUUUUUGUCUUUGAAAAGAGGAAAUAAGCAUGCAUUACGAUAAUUACGACGCGCUGUCUACGGCCGAUUCCAAUAACCACGUUUGACUAAGAUUAAAUUAUAAUUGACAGUAAAAUCAUCCAAUGAGAAAAGCCGAAA
This is a messenger RNA of Cloeon dipterum, 6102 nucleotides long. RefSeq names its product calcium-dependent secretion activator 1 (gene Cadps). Gene Ontology annotation, biological process: dense core granule exocytosis; synaptic vesicle exocytosis. Bases 72 to 4223 code for a protein of 1383 amino acids. NCBI's taxonomy places the organism in Eukaryota, Metazoa, Arthropoda, Insecta, Ephemeroptera, Baetidae. The record is from RefSeq and is a predicted model, not a curated record. The transcript is spliced from 27 exons.